This is a messenger RNA of Tetrahymena thermophila SB210, 171 nucleotides long. RefSeq lists its product as hypothetical. The record is from RefSeq and is a predicted model, not a curated record. Lineage: Eukaryota; Ciliophora; Oligohymenophorea; Hymenostomatida; Tetrahymenidae. The transcript has a single exon.
AUGAACUUAAUUUUAUAAUCUCAAACCUCAGAACUUAAAAAAAGCAUCUCGCAAAUUUAUUCUAUUCAUUCAUUCAUUAAUUAAUUAACUCAUACAAGCAGAAAAAAUACAUUUAUUUAGCUAGCAAGCAAAAAGCAAGAGCUCAUUGAUUCAUUCACUGAUUAACUUUGA